AUGCUCCAGACGACGAGUACUACAACGACAACCAAGCAAGUACCAACAACCCCUGGACACCCAUUCAUGGAAACUAACAAAACCAGGGACAAAGAGAACGCAAUAAAACCUGCAGUUAAAACUGAUGAUUUCCAAUUAAUCUUUGGAAUCGUCGCCCCGUUGCUGGCAAUUAUUCUCCUGAUUCUAGUUGUGAUAAUAUACAGAAGGCUAAAAGUGGUGAAGACGAAGGCGGUAUUAGCAAAAGAUGCAGCCGUACAGACGCCCACCACCCGGCGUGUGGAGAACGUACACCGCGGUGAUCCAAACGGCUUGGGGUCGAUUCAUGAUUCCGAGAACUUGCACCCUACCAUUCAGGAAGGAUACAGUCACGUGGCCGAUGAAGUUCCGUUUCCGGAAGCAGCCAAGAUGCACGGAGGUUACAGCUACGGCGGCUCUGCUGCCUAUGCGGAGGUCGAGGAGAGCGAGGCCGACAACCUAAAACCACUUGCAGACAAAUUCAAAUUCCACAUCGCUCGCUCCCUGCCAGCACUGCCUGGCAGGAAAUCGCCGUAUUUCAGCGAAGAAGGGACCACGAAAUCCAGAGGUUCCGGGAGUCGAGCAUCGGUCAGCAGUCAAAGCGAUUACCAAAAAGGGAUCUAUGAAGAGAUUGCCGAAAAUUUCAUCAUUAAUACAAAUCCUUCUUCAGGACCGAGCUCAGUGGGGACGGAUUCUGGAAUCGAGUCGGAAGAAAGAAACGGUGCUGCAACCCAACACGAUCCGAUUGCAUCUACGUCGUCAGGACCAGCAGCAACAAAUUCUACUUCAAGAAACAGCUUCAGUCGGGGAAACACGCAGAUUGACCCUUCAGAUCCGAAAUAUUACAGUAUACAGAUGGUGAAUGUGCGAAAGUCUUCCAGAGAUUAUAGCAGCGGGCGGGACAACCGAAAUCAAUCACCCGAGGACGACGUCUUAGUAUUGUUAGACAAUGUGAUAUACGAGCCUUUCUAUCACACAACUGAAUGA
This is a messenger RNA of Acanthosepion pharaonis, 1002 nucleotides long. The record is from the annotation of a GenBank genome assembly. Lineage: Eukaryota; Metazoa; Mollusca; Cephalopoda; Sepiida; Sepiidae.